AUAAAAUGUCACAUCUUUAUUUGAGUUUGGUACAACAGCUCUGUCAAAAUGAUCCUUUCUGCUUGCCUUUUGAACGCGAUCCUCGCCCUGGCUCAUGCCACGCCUUUCGAUCGGGAAAGGAGGGAUCCUGGGAGAGCAAUGACCUGGAGCGGCUGGAUGCCGGGAAGCGGUAUGAGCGUCUUCGCUAGUUCCGAAGACCCCUGGGGCCAACCGUCCGAAGGCUUCCGACCGCCGAACUCCAUGGGCAACGGUUGGUCCUUCGAAGGGCCCGGCACCUUCGGAGAUCCGAGUGUCAAGCAGUUCGACGAAGACCAGGUGAAGCCGAAGCCCGUCGAAGACGAGAAAGAGCAUAAACCGAUCAAACCGUUCCACAGCAAACCGAGGAAAAGCUAUGACGAUGAAUACGAUGACAGGAGGCACUCUGGUUCCAACGCCAAUGCUUCGUUCAACGCCUGGUUCCCCAUUAUGCUCGGCAUGUACCCAGGGAGUGACACGAGGACCAAAGGAUCGGAUCAACACCCCGACGACAGAGGAAGCGUUGCCGCGAUAGCCAACAGCGUCAACCACGGAAGAAGUGGAGUCGCUUCAAGCCACGCUAUAGUCUACAGCGGUCAGCAACCGAACAAUCGUAACUCGAACAAAUUCUGAUGCCUCGACGACCUAGCUAAAAAAAAAUUUUUUGUAAAUAAGUUUCGAUCAUAACUUUCAUCAAAACAAAACUCGAUUGUAUACGACUGAAAAUAAAGAGGAUUAUUGUAGAAAAA
Molecule: messenger RNA, 764 nt
Organism: Cimex lectularius (bed bug)
Lineage: Eukaryota; Metazoa; Arthropoda; Insecta; Hemiptera; Cimicidae
Exons: 3
Coding region: 49-648 (199 amino acids)
Source: RefSeq, a predicted model, not a curated record